This is a messenger RNA of Enhydra lutris kenyoni (northern sea otter), 939 nucleotides long. RefSeq names its product glycoprotein A33. NCBI's taxonomy places the organism in Eukaryota, Metazoa, Chordata, Mammalia, Carnivora, Mustelidae. The coding region runs from base 1 to 939 and encodes 312 amino acids. Gene Ontology annotation, cellular component: plasma membrane. The transcript is spliced from 7 exons. The record is from RefSeq and is a predicted model, not a curated record.
AUGGUGGGGAAGUUGCGGCCUGUGCUAUGGACACUCUGUGCAGUCUGGGUGACUGUCAGUGCCAUCUCUGUGGAAACGCCCCAGGAAAUUCUUCGGGCUGCCCAGGGAAAGAGCGUUACCCUUCCAUGCACCUACCGCACUUCUGUCUCCAACAGAAAUGGAUUUAUCCAAUGGGACAAACUUCUAAGGAGUCACUCGGAAAGGGUGCUCAUCUGGGAAUUUUCGAUGAAAAACUACAUCUACGGUGACCUCUAUAAGAACCGUGCCAACAUCUCGAGCAGAGCCGAACACUCGGAUGCCUCCAUCACCAUCAGCCAGCUUACCAUGGAUGACCACGGCACGUACGAGUGCUCGGUCUCCCUGAUCGAAGACCUGGCGGGAACCUCUAAGUCACGCGUCAGGCUCUUGGUCCUGGUGCCGCCCUCCAAACCAGACUGCGCCAUCGAGGGAGAGACUCUGAUUGGGAACAACAUCCAGCUGACCUGCCAGUCGAAGGAAGGCUCUCCGGCCCCUCAGUACAGCUGGAAGAGCUAUGAUGUCCUCAACAAGGAGCGGCCAGCCCCAGCAGUCACAGGCCAGACCUUGUCUCUGAAGAACAUCUCCACAGACAUGUCGGGUUAUUACAUCUGCACCUCGAGCAAUGAGGUGGGGACCGAGUCCUGUAACAUCACCGUGGCCGUCAGACUUCCUUCCAUGAACGUGGCCUUGUACGCGGGCAUUGCGGGGGGCCUGGCCGCAGCCUUCAUCACGCUGGGCGUUGCCAUCUGCUGCUGCUGCCGGGGGAAGGGCAGGGCCGAGGACGCAAAGCCGAAUCGGAUGAUCUACCAGAAGCCUCCAGAGCAGGUGAGGGAGCUUCAGACAGAGCAGGAGGAGGACGACUACGGGCAGGAAGACCGCAGGAGCACGGGGCGGGGGUCCCCUGGCCACGUCGACCGGUGA